This is a messenger RNA of Strongylocentrotus purpuratus (purple sea urchin), 2680 nucleotides long. Its product is annotated as xaa-Pro aminopeptidase 1-like. The transcript has 22 exons. The record is from RefSeq and is a predicted model, not a curated record. Gene Ontology annotation, molecular function: metalloaminopeptidase activity. Bases 28 to 2127 code for a protein of 699 amino acids. Lineage: Eukaryota; Metazoa; Echinodermata; Echinoidea; Camarodonta; Strongylocentrotidae.
UCACCAUGCUGGGCAGAACCGAUCGCAAUGUUCGACGUCGAUGAGGUUCCUCUCGUCCGUGGCAGAGCCAAAUCUCGAGAAAGACGAGCUGAUGGUGAUAGGGAACGAGACUGCUCUGCUUCACCGCCGAAUUAUCCAGACACUACAGUUGACACCACAGCACAGCUGGCUAAGAUCCGAGAAUACAUGGCACAGUAUGGCUACGACGCCUACAUUGUACCUAGUGAAGACGCCCACGGCAGUGAGUACAUCGCUGCACCUGACGCAAGACGUCCCUAUAUCAGUGGCUUCUCAGGAUCGGCAGGUCUGGCUGUGAUUACCAGCACAUUGUCUGCUGUGUGGACUGACGGACGCUAUUUCAUCCAGGCUGAACGCGAGAUGAUCUGUGAAUGGAUGCUCAUGAAGAGCGGCGAGGUAGGAGUUCCCAGCUCAGCUGAAUGGCUGAUUAGUGACAGCAUCGAUGCUACCAUGGGGGCCGACUUACCUGAAGGAGCUAUGAUUGGCUACGACCCGAGACUCAUGUCCAUAAGCACGGUGCAGAGUUACUUGAGUUCGCUGGAAGAGUCUGGUCGUAACCUGACUAUGGUAGCUAACGCAGCAGCCAACCUCGUGGAUUUGACGUGGAAUAAUCUCGGCACACAGCCCGGCUACCCGGACAUGCCCCUACUUGUCCUUGCUAUGGAGUACUCUGGGAAAUCGUGGGAAAGUAAGAUAACGGAUAUCAGGGCAGAGAUGGCUAGAGCUGAAGUUACUAAACUCAUCGUCCCCAAACUUGAUGAAGUCGCUUGGCUAUUCAACAUGCGUGGGGAGGAUAUUCCCUACAAUCCUAUGUUCAUUGCAUACGCCGUCGUUGGAUUGAAUGACGUCAUGCUCUACGCUUAUGACAAAGCUGGAAGAAUUGAUGCCGUCGAUGCGAUCCGGACACACUUGAACAUUGACAGUUGCGGCACUGACAUAUGUGCAACUGUAAAGGACUACGAUCUAUUUGCCACGGAGCUGCCUACCUUAGCUAAUGGUGACAACGAAAAGAUCUGGUUUAGCGACAUUUCAAAUUAUUUCAUCUACACCUCGAUUCCAGAGGACAAGGCUUACAUUAAGGCGUCACCCAUCCUCCUUAUCAAGUCACAGAAGAACCCGGUCGAAGUGGCUGGAAUGAAGGAAGCACAUCGUCUUGAUUCUAUUUCUCUGUGUGAGCUUGGUGGAUGGUUGCAGGAGACCAUGGAUGGCUUAGACGAUCCCGCAGUGGGAGAUAAAAGCGUUCUCAGUGAGCUCAUCGUUGAAGAAAAGGCAGUAGAAUUCAGAAGCGUUCACCCAACCAACAAGGGUCUCAGUUUUGGAACGAUCUCAUCAUUUGGGGCGAACGGAGCCGUUAUUCAUUAUACGUCAUCUAAUGAGACUAAUGUACCAAUCACAAACCAAGGAAUCUUCCUACUUGAUUCUGGUGGACAAUACCUUCAGGGAACCUGUGACAUCACACGUUCUUUCCACUUUGGAGAACCAACAGAUUUUAUGAAGGAAGCCUAUACGAGGGUACUCAUGGGUCAUACUGAUUUGGUCUUGGCUACUUUCAGGACGGGGGUGUAUGGUCGUGCACUUGACACCCAUGCCCGUCAACCCCUAUGGGAGGGAGGUCUGGACUACCGCCAUGGUACUGGACACGGUAUUGGUCACUUCCUUAAUGUCCAUGAAGGUCCAGCGAAUAUUGGUCUUGGUUACAACGCCCGAAACCAACCGAUUGAUAUUGACAUGUUCUUUUCUGACGAGCCUGGUUACUACGAAGAUGGAGAAUUCGGACUUCGAAUUGAAGAUAUCAUGUUUGCCAAAGAGACCGCGACAAAGCACAAAUUCAACGACUACACCUACAUGACAUUUGAGAUGAUCUCCCUGGUACCUCUUGAGCCUACGUUAAUCGAUUUCAACCUCAUGACCACCAAGCAGAUCGAAUGGUACAAUACCUAUAACGAACAGAUCAAUACCGUCAUCAAACCUGAGCUAGCACCAAGGGGGAAGAAAUGGGUGGAGAUGAAGACAAAGUACGUUGACCCUCAAACGGGAGCUGCCGCCCCUCUAGUUACGUCAUUCAUCUUCGUCAUUAUGACGUCAUUUGUCGCCAUGUUUCUACACUAGAAUACGAGAAUGCGUGAUAAAUGUAUGACUUUUGAUCAGGGAAAACCAAACAUUGACAUAUUUGGGGGGUAAAUGUCUGUGUAUCGUUUAGAUAAAGAGAAAGACACAAAAUAUCCAAAUAUUUUAAAAACUAACAAGAUUACUGACCCUUUUUAAUCAUACAUGUAGAUAUAUGAUGAAUAAUUAUUAUGAUGAAUUGUUUUAGCGUCAAUUGAAUUACCAUUCAGUACUCUUCUUUCUUUAUGUCGUAGAACGCAGGGAUUGUAAAUUGUUUGGUAAUAUAUGCAAUUGCUUAAAUAUGUACCCACUGAACUAUAAAUAGUGUAAGUCCACCAAGGUGCCUCAGUCUUUGAGGCUAAUAACAAAGUAAGAGCAAGUUGAGAAGAGACAGCGCUGACAAAAUCGGAACAAUAAUAGAACAUCUGCAUCUUCUUAAACCUACCCCUGGCAAAUACAUGGCAAGAAGUGUCUAUCCCUUUCACCAGCGGGCUUGCACAGACCAGGGACCUGUUUCACAAAGCCUUUUUUCAAUGACAAAUGACAAAACUCAGUG